Nerophis ophidion (straightnose pipefish) is the source of this 6223-nucleotide messenger RNA. Its product is annotated as E3 ubiquitin-protein ligase RNF19A-like. The transcript is spliced from 10 exons. Gene Ontology annotation, biological process: ubiquitin-dependent protein catabolic process; protein polyubiquitination; positive regulation of proteasomal ubiquitin-dependent protein catabolic process. Gene Ontology annotation, molecular function: ubiquitin protein ligase activity; ubiquitin conjugating enzyme binding; zinc ion binding. NCBI's taxonomy places the organism in Eukaryota, Metazoa, Chordata, Actinopteri, Syngnathiformes, Syngnathidae. Gene Ontology annotation, cellular component: ubiquitin ligase complex; cytoplasm. The record is from RefSeq and is a predicted model, not a curated record. The coding region runs from base 487 to 3096 and encodes 869 amino acids.
UUGAAUUAGCGAGCUUGAGGGAGAGCAGCUUGAUUUGAGUCCUCUGUGUCUGGCUCGCCCACAUUGAUGUCAGCCAAGACUGGAAAAAAAAAAACAGUACUAGCGAUAAAAGGGAAUACUUUUUUUUUUACUCAUUGCCUUUUUUGUUAAACACAAUUUCCCCCCCUUCGCUGUUCCCGGAAGAGGAGCGACGAGCAACAGACGAUUCUGUUGCAACCAUUUCUGACCACGUGAGCAUUUUCCGCCAACAUCCGUCUCUUGGAUGUGACAGCGAGGUUUAUCAGGAGAAGCCACCAUGUCUUGAGCACAGAAGGGGCUUCUGGAGCCCCGCCCCCUCCCCACCCUGGACCGCUUUCUCCUUCCCCCGUCCAUCAUCUUACUCCUUCUCCCAGCCCCGCUUUACUCCCUGAUCUUCCUGCACAUGUGAGGGACAGGCUACCCUGCCCUGGCUCCCCAGUGGCUAAUCCCUCCCCUCCUCCUGGAGAGAUGAGCCUGCAUAAGCACCAUCAUUUUGGCAAUGGCAGUAGUGGGGUAACGGGCUCUGACCGGGAUCUGCAGUCCACAACCUCCACCAUCUCCCUGUCCUCUGUGAAGAAGGCUCCCAAGAAAAGACGUCUAUCCCUGGCUUCCCUUUUUAGAUGGCGGGGAAGGGAAGCCAAAUCGAUACGCCGAAAAAAUCGAGAGCUGCACAAUCCCGCACCUGGAGGGCUUACAGGGGUGGAUGGUAUAGCUAACAUCGAGAGCAUCCACUCCGAGAUGUGUUAUAAUAAGACCUCUACCGUCUCCACUGUGGCUGGUUCUGCCUCUGCUGUUGAUGCCUCCACCUCAUCUGCCUCUGGAACCUGUUUAUCUGCCUGCACCACAGUGUCCUCCAAGCUGGGGGGUGAAGUGGAGAAGGACUUCCUGGAAUGCCCCCUGUGCCUUCUACACCACUCUAAGGAGAGUUUUCCCGACAUCAUGACCUGUCACCACCGCUCUUGCAUUGACUGCCUACGCCAGUACCUGCGUAUUGAAAUCUCAGAGUCACGUGUCAACAUCAGUUGCCCUGAGUGUUCGGAGCGCUUCAACCCACAUGACAUCCGCAUGAUUCUUAAUGACCGUGGACUCAUGGAGAAAUACGAGGAGUUUGUCCUCAGGAGGUGGUUGGUGGCUGACCCUGACUGCCGCUGGUGUCCGGCACCUGACUGCGGGUAUGCAGUCAUUGCCUUUGGAUGUGCCAGCUGUCCCAAGAUCGCAUGCGGGAGGGAGGGUUGUGGUACAGAGUUCUGUUAUCACUGUAAGCAACUAUGGCACCCCAACCAGACAUGCGAUGCUGCACGACAACAGAGAGCCCAAAGCCUUCGUCUGAGGACCAUUCGCUCGUCAUCUCUCAGCUACAGCCAAGAGAGUGGAGCUGCAGCUGACGACAUCAAGCCAUGCCCACGCUGUGCUGCGUACAUCAUCAAAAUGAACGAUGGUAGCUGUAACCACAUGACCUGCGCCGUCUGCGGCUGUGAGUUCUGCUGGCUGUGUAUGAAGGAGAUCUCCGACUUGCACUACCUGAGUCCAUCAGGCUGUACAUUUUGGGGGAAGAAGCCAUGGAGCAGGAAGAAGAAGAUUCUUUGGCAAUUGGGAACACUUGUUGGUGCCCCUGUUGGCAUUGCUCUGAUUGCUGGCAUAGCUAUCCCCGCCAUGGUUAUCGGCAUCCCUGUAUAUGUUGGAAGGAAGAUUCACAAUCGCUAUGAAGGUAAAGAGAUCUCCAAACACAAGAGGAACCUGGUGAUUGCAGGUGGCGUCACUCUGUCUGUCAUUGUGUCUCCAGUGGUUGCAGCAGUCACUGUCGGCAUUGGUGUCCCAAUCAUGCUGGCGUAUGUGUACGGCGUGGUGCCCAUCUCGCUGUGCCGCAGUGGGGGCUGUGGUGUCUCUACAGGAAAAGGAAAAGGUGUCCGCAUAGAAUUUGAUGAUGAGAACGACUUGAAUGUUGCCACUGGGACAGCAACCACCGAUUCAACAUUUGUGGCAGACACUAGAAACAACCCCAGUAUAUGCGAAGGCAGUGUCGGGGGUCUUACAGGCAGUUUAAGUGCCAGUGGCAGCCAAAUGGACAGACUUGGGGCCAUCAGGGACAACCUCAGUGAGACUGCAUCCACGAUGGCUUUGGCAGGAGCAAGCAUCACAGGAAGCCUCUCCGGCAGUGCCGUGGUCCACUAUCUUAGCAGGUUGGAGGUGCAAGCUGAUGUGCAGAAGGACCAUUGCAGUCUCAGCGGCGAGUCAGGUUCUGUCAGCCUAGGAACAAUCAGUGACAAUGCAAGUACCAAAGCAUUGGCAGGAUCCAUCCUGAAUGCCCACAUUCCCUUUGACAGAGAUGGGAACAGCAUGGAAGUCCAGGUUGACAUUGAAUCCAAACCCGACAAAUCACGCAACCACAGUGGCGGUAGCAGUGCCGAUCACGGCAGCCAUGUUGGCCGCUGCGGCUGGACCUGCCCCUCUAACGACUGCAUGUUCUCGGAGGGUCGAGGAACGUCUACCAAAUGGGUGAAAGAAACAUGCGGCCCCUCUUCCAGUUCAGGAGGCAAAAAGUGCAAAGGCAAACUGCGCAAAAAAGGCGGUGGCGCUAGGAUCGAUGAGACAAGAGAAGACAUGGACACUCAGCUUUUGGAGCAACGUAGCACCAACUCGUUAGAGUUUGACUCUCCUUCUCUGAGCGGCAGCCUGCCUUCUGUUUCUGACUCUCACUCCAGCCACUUCUCAGAGUUCAGCUGCUCUGACUUGGAGAGUAUGAAAACUUCCUGUAGCCACGGCUCUGGCGGAGGCGACUACCACACACGCUUCGCCACCAUCAGCCCCUUACCGGAGGUGGAGAACGACCGCCUGGAGACAUGUCCUGCUUCCCGGACUUCCUGCAAGGGCCUUGAUGCCGCCGUCGUCCCCACUCCACACUCACCCACCUCCUCGCUCAGUCAUGCGGAACUUUCCAGCGUAAAAUUCAUCACAGAGGAUAGUGUCAACCUGGUGUGUCACUCUCAGGGCCGCAGUACACAACUCCUCAAAGAAACCAACAACAAUUACCACCAAGCAGAACAGUCCAAGAACUUGUGCGUACAGACGGACAUUUAGAGAAACACCUGAAGUGCUGCAUCUUUUCUUUCAGUGAAAUACCAGCCGGCCUUUGACUAGGAGAAAGUUGUGUGUGUCAACAGGCUGUUAUCUAAAAACCAGCCAUGAGACAAAUAUGACUCACUUGAAAAAAGUUAGGGAGAUUCAGCUUUCAGGGUGAAAUUCAGGAUGUAGCUAAAAAGCGUUUUGGACAACUUGCUGUUCUCGAAAAAGACAACAUUAUUCUCCAGUCUCUUCAACACUGGUUCACUCUCACACUGGAACCUCAGCGGCCACUUCCCCUUGAGAACUUCCUGUUUGAAGUCACACCAUGUUUGGUAUCAUUUUGGUUUCAUUACAUCAGAAUGUGAAAAGCAUUUAAAAUACCGUUCAUAAUUGAACCAGGACAUUUUUUUGUUGCACUCAUGUUGUCAUUUUUUUUUUCAGCAAGUUGUGUAGAAGUAGUAAAACGUUAAAAACAUUUGGACAUCCAAAAGUUUAGAUUUAAAUUUAAAAGGGAACUGCACUUUUUUGUUCUAGAAUUCUGCCCAUCAUUCAGAAUCCCUAUAUGAGACAAGAACACAUGCCUUUCUCUUUUCUGUGCAUUCUAAAUAGUGAAAAACUGCUAGCAAAAGUUAGUUAUGGUAUCCAAUCAAUUCCGCCUACACCUCCUUUCAUAGAGACACUGUAAGUAUAUGUAACAGGCACAUUCAUAAUAACGUGUACCGUAUUUUCCGCAACAAGAUAUAAGCCGCACCCGCUAAAUUUUAAAAUAAAUUAUUUUUCCAUAAAUUAGCUGCACUAGACUUUAAGCCACAGUUAUAUAUGUUGUGAAAUGAGUUAUUUACACAAAUAUUUUGUAAAUGUAUUUUUCCAUACCUUUCCAAACAAUGUUUGUAACAUGGCAGUAAAAUGGCUGAUCAGAAAAAACAGAAGUCAUCUUCAUGGACCCGCUAGCUGCAGAAGCUAACUUCCCAGUGGGGUUUUGAAGAAUUUACUGAUGAAUUUGUAAAACUGAAACGAUAAAAACAUAAUGCUAUUGUAAGUUAAUACUACUAACACAGACACUUGUAGAGGUGCUAGCAUAUUAGCUAAUGCUCACAUCGCUAGCUUCAUUACAUUAUGAAUGCACAUACAAAUAUGCAUGAAAACACUAGAGAACCGCUAUUGGCAGUUUUACUUUCGGUUCAAGCCAAAACAGGAAGUAUAAUUUCAACUCGCAGCACCUACAGUGAGCAAAGUGUUCCAAAAGAUAGCACAAACAAUAGCACACCACUUCAGUCCUAUUCAAACUAUUAAACACAAAACAUGGUAAUUAGCAGUAAACAAUUUCAUAAAUUAGUCGCACCAUUUUAUAAGUCGCCGGGUUCAAAGUGUAGGUAAAAUAUAGCGGCUUACAGUCCGGAAUUCAUAGUUAUAUUUACAUAUUUUGCUCAUUUUAAGCAUUACCAGAACUUCUUUCCUUUCCUUGUGUUUCCGUUAACAACAAUUACUAAUCGAUGACUACUUUGGUACAAAUGAUCCAUAACUUUAUAUUUUUGAGCCUGAAUAUACCGAAUAUGAGCUACACGUUUAAGAAGCUGAGUGAUAACCAGACACCGCUUUAGUGAAACCUUAAGCCUAAUGUAGCAGUUUUGCUGGGAGGACAAGAAGUACACAAUACAAGGAAGAAAAAAACAUGACCUACAUUGUUCGCUCUGACUGGGAUGCCAACUGUCAGGAUGGUUGUAUCUUUCAGCACAAUACUUAACAUGAUUAAUUCAUCACCAUACUCACUCCUGCUUGGGGCAAACAAGGUGACCAACUUCUUGGGUUAUGGCCACAACCUGGGUCUAUAAAUGUGAGAGGCUUGAUUUAUUAUCUAGCACACACUUUUACCAACUUUGGCGAUUCAGCACUAAAAGUAGUUCCUUGUUGUUGGCUCUUGCAGUAAGUGUUGCUAUAAACUUGGUUAAUGUGCAGGUCAAGACAUGAAAAUGGAGAAUUGUUGGAGGUUUUUAGAGGACCUGAAGGCAUAAUUGUUGAAUCAACAUUACAUGCCUCGUUUGCUACCUCUUGCUAGCAGUUUUUUUAGUAUUUAUCACGAACCGAAAACAGAAAGAUGUGUGUUCUUGUCUCGCACAAUUGUGAAUAAUGGACAGUUUACUAUAAAGGUUAUAUUGCAUCUUAACUUUCUCCUAAAUGUCACCCGGAUAUCCCAAACUCUUUUGAGUUGUGUGUGUGUGUCAGGACUCGGGAGUCCUGCAAACUGCCGAGUCAUCAUAGAUGGACGAGGUAGACCUGUGGAGAACUACUGUGCCAGUUUCUAUCACUGUCUUUGGCUGGAAGAAUUGUAUCCAGAUCGCCCUCGAAGGGUUUUGAGCUUCUUGGUGUGUCUUAAGUUUAGGGGUGUGGCCGGCAAUGAUUACAGAUUGUAAAAAGAAAUGCUAAAAAAAAGACGACGUAUUUGGGCUUACCGAGUAUGAUAAACAUGUGCUUUGAUAUCUUUUUGGUGCCUUCAUGAAGCAGUUAAGUGUUGUGUGCGUGAACAAGCUCACACCACGGGGGGUGUGGAGUUCCUCUAAUCAGCAGCAUACUUGAGACAAAGUGAACUUUGGUGAAUGAAGACUUUUCAAUUGCCUACCAAAGACAGCACUCUGGCUCUUGGUAAAUCUUACACCUUUGAUCUUUGUCCGGAGCAGUGACCCUUUGGUGCAUUCUUUUUCAGUAUCACUGUACCCAAGAAAUGAUGCUGAGUCAUGAAUCUAGUAAGAGGGGACACAUGCCCUGUUAGCUGCAUUUCUUCUGACCUUGAUUUACCCUUGGAGUCUUUGGUGCUGCUAAAGCUGACUUGGGCUCAGUUUGUAUUUUCUACAUCUGUUUGGUUUCAGCCUGCUUUUUCUUUCCCCGCUCAAAGGCUGCAUCUUGGCCUCUGGCACGGCUCAGGUCAACUUCUAUCAGGUGGAUAAAAACACUUGGAUUUGUAUUUUGACUCUCGCCAAAUUUAACAUUUCGUUGGCUGAAACUAGGCCUCUUUCUGUUUCUUCAUCUGCAAAACACACUAGUGCCAGAUACAGUUCAUUGUAGGGGUCAUACGGUAUUUUGGGGGGGGGGAUUUACAUUAUUUUCUGCAUGGAAAUGCAUAUCAAAAUAAAAACAUUUAAAAGGA